Penicillium mononematosum is the source of this 642-nucleotide messenger RNA. RefSeq lists its product as uncharacterized. The record is from RefSeq and is a predicted model, not a curated record. Lineage: Eukaryota; Fungi; Ascomycota; Eurotiomycetes; Eurotiales; Aspergillaceae. The transcript is spliced from 3 exons. Bases 1 to 642 code for a protein of 213 amino acids. Gene Ontology annotation, cellular component: cytoplasm; nucleus.
AUGAGGUUUCUUUGCUUGCACGGCGGCGGCACCAAUGGCGAAAUUUUUGAAAUCCAAAUUGGAGGCCUCCGCCAAAUACUAGAGAAAAGUGGGCACCGCUUCAAAUUCAUGAACGGCAAGAUAAACGCCAAAGUCGAAGAGGAACUUGAAGGAAUAGUGGACGGCCCCUUCUAUAACCACUACACCCGAGGUACCUCACCAGGCUCUAGCGUCCUCGAAGCCUUCGACCAUACCAAACGCUUCAUCGCAGAAGAAGGCCCCUUCGAUGCAGUGAUAGGCUUCUCACAAGGCGCAGCACUAGCAGCCUCACUUUUAAUCCACCAAAAGAAGACGCAACCGGCCGAACCACCGCUAUUUCGUGCUGCGGUGUUUAUCUGCGGUGCGGCACCAUGGGAGAGUUCCGGGCUGGAGCAUAUAUCACCGCAGCCGGACACGUACCCGAUUGCCAUUCCGACGGCGAAUAUUGUUGGCAAGGCGGAUCCGCUGUUCGCUGAGGGAGUAAAGUUAUUUGAGCUUUGUGAACCCGCUAAGGCGGUUUUCUAUGAUCAUGGUUCUAAGCAUAUGGUUCCGUUUGAUAUGAAGAACACGGAGGAGAUGAUUAGGGUUAUUGAGGAGACUGUUGCCAAGGCUAUUAGGGGUUAG